AUGCCCGUAAACAGUAUACACCCACUAGUCCCAAAGCGGUUAGUGUGAAUGAUGUCGCGGUCAGAUGCGAUUCUUCGACUGGAAUUAUUCUAUCCCGCAAUGCUCCGUGAAGACUGACCGUCUCGAUCUCUUUUCUUUUCCUUCGCCCCCGUUAAAUCCUGAGCAGUCUGUCUGAGAGAAGGUUAAUCCCAGUAUGACCGCACCUCCUCCCUCUGAUUGCUUGCCCGGCACGGAGAAGGGCGCCACUGACAGUGCGUCGGCCCCUGGAUCUCUGCCUGAGCGCACAGGAAAUGAGCCAGAAUCUAUCACACCAAAUGAAGCAAGAACAGAAGAUACAGCAGACACAGAAAAGAGCACAGGAAAAGAGGAGACAUUGAAGGAACAGGCGGAGGAGGAGAAGGGAAGUGAAGAAGCCUCUGCGCCACCAUUGCCAGACGAAGAGCUCCCACCACCCCUCCCCAACGAGGCCCCUCCGGGUGAGGAUGAUGGAUGGGAACCCGUCUGGGAUGCUACCGCACAGGCAUAUUACUUCUACAACCGCCUCACGGGUGUCUCACAGUGGGAAAACCCCCGGGUCCCCGAGCCCCAUUCCGAAGCGCCCGGCGUAGAAUCACAACAAGAGCAGCAGCCCCGGAGCAAAUCCCCCGUGGUGGGCGGCUACAACCCCGCGAUCCAUGGCGAUUAUGACCCGACAGCACCCUACGCACAGCAGUAUGAACAAAAGCAUGAGCAGCAGCACUACCCAGGCGGCCCUGUGGGUGCGCCGGGGAUGGACUCGAUUGGUUCGUACGAAGCCACGGGGGCAUUCAACCGGUUCACGGGCAAGUGGCAGGCGGCGACGCUGACCCCCGAGAAUUACAACGAUGAGAACAAGUCGCGACGGCAGAUGAACGCGUUCUUUGACGUUGACGCUGCGGCCAAUAGUCACGAUGGGAGAAGUCUGCGGGCGGAGCGGAGCGCUAAGAAGCUCACCAGGAAAGAGCUCAAGGAGUUCAAGGAGAAGCGGAAAGAGAGGAAGGAAGAGAAGCGAAGAGCAUGGCUGCGAGAUUAAUGGGUCUUCAGACUUGGGUUUGAAGGUGGGGUUCUUGUCUGGUUUAUAUAUUCGUUCACUGGGACUCGAGAUACCUUGAGGAUAAGGGUUUGGGGCGUUUUAUCCGUGUAUUUUAUGGGAUUGUUGCAUACAAUAGAAGAAGCGCUACUUAGCAAUGUA
This is a messenger RNA of Aspergillus wentii DTO 134E9, 1210 nucleotides long. RefSeq names its product WW domain-containing protein. The transcript has a single exon. Bases 194 to 1051 code for a protein of 285 amino acids. Lineage: Eukaryota; Fungi; Ascomycota; Eurotiomycetes; Eurotiales; Aspergillaceae. The record is from RefSeq and is a predicted model, not a curated record. Gene Ontology annotation, molecular function: protein binding.